CUGGUGCUCACCUGCAUGGCGGAGGGCAGCUGGCCGCUGGAGUUCAAGUGGAUUCACAACGAGACGGAGCUGACGCGCUUCUCCCUGGAGUACAGGUACUUGAUCCCCUCCCUGGACCGGUCCCACGCCGGUUUUUACCGCUGCAUAGUGAGGAACCGCGUCGGUGCCCUCUUGCAGAGGAAGACGGAAGUGCAGGUGGCCUUCAUGGGCAGCUUCGAGGAAGGGGAGCGCGCACAGUCAGUCUCCCAAGGGGAGGGGGCCGUAAUUCCCGCCCCACGGAUCCGCAGCUUCCCCCAACCGCAGGUCACAUGGUUUCGGGAUGGACGCAAAAUCCCACCCAGCAGUCGCAUUGCCAUCACCCUGGACAACACCCUGGUGAUCCUGUCCACCGUGGCACCGGAUGCCGGGCGUUACUACGUUCAGGCCGUCAACGACAAGAACGGCGAGAACAAGACCAGCCAGCCCAUCACGCUCUCUGUGGACAAUGUGGGGGGCCCCGCUGACCCAAUCGCUCCCACCAUUAUCAUCCCACCCAGGAACACGAGUGUGGUCUCUGGCACGUCAGAGGUGACCAUGGAGUGUGUUGCCAAUGCCAGGCCACUCAUCAAACUGAGCAUCACGUGGCGCAAGGACGGUGCAGUGGUCAAUUCCGGCCUGAGCGACUUCAACCGCAGGCUGACCGUCAUCGGUCCCAUGGUCAUCGACUCUGGGUACUAUGAGUGCGAGGCGGUCCUCCGCAGCAGCAGCGUUCCCUCCGUCAGCGCCGGGGCCUACCUGCACGUGCUCGAGCCGCCGCAGUUCAUGAAGGAGCCCGAGAGACACAUCACUGCCGAGAUGGAGAAGGUGGUGGACAUCCCGUGCCAGGCUCGAGGCGUGCCGCAGCCCGACAUGGUAUGGUACAAGGACGCGGUGCCCAUCAGCCCUGUGAAGACGCCGCGGUACCGCGUUCUGGUGGGGGGCAGCCUGCAGAUCAAUGGUCUCCUUCCGGACGACACGGGCAUGUUCCAGUGCUUCGCCCGCAACCCGGCCGGCGAGGUGCAAACCAACACCUACCUGGCCGUCACCAGCAUUGCCCCCAACAUCACAGCAGGCCCGACAGACAGCACCGUGAUCGACGGCAUGUCCGUCAUCCUGCACUGCGAGACCUCCGGCGCCCCUCGACCAGCCAUCACCUGGCAAAAAGGCGAGCGGGUCCUGGCCAGCGGCUCAGUUCAGCUGCCUCGCUUCACGUUGCUGGAGUCCGGAAGCCUGCUCAUUAGCCCCGCCCACAUCUCGGACGCAGGCGCCUACACCUGCAUGGCCAGCAACUCACGCGGAAUAGACGAAGCAGCCGCCGACCUGGUGGUCUGGGCUCGAACCCGCAUCACCAGCCCACCACAGGACCAGAGCGUCAUUAAAGGGACCAAAGCAACCAUGAGCUGCGGGGUGACCCACGACACCAGCGUGAGCGUCAGGUACGUGUGGGAGAAGGACGGCUCCGUCAUCAACGCUCAGCCCACGCCCCGGGUGCGACUGGACCCGGACGGCACGCUGCACAUCUACCAGACGUGGUCGGGGGACAUCGGGACCUACACCUGCCGCGUCACAUCCGUGGGGGGCAAUGACUCGCGCAGCGCCCACCUGCGCGUCAGGCAGCUUCCCCAUGCUCCGGAGAACCCGGCAGCCGUGCUAAGCUCCAGCGAGAAGAGGGCCAUCAACCUGACGUGGGCGAAGCCUUUCGAUGGGAACAGCCCCCUUCUCCGCUACAUCUUGGAGGUGUCAGAGAACAACGCUCCAUGGACCGUCCUCCUGGCCAACAUUGAACCCGAGUCCACAGCCGUGACCGUCAGCGGGCUCAUCCCCGCACGCUCCUACCAGUUCCGCCUCUGCGCGGUCAACGACGUGGGCAAGGGGCAGUUCAGCAAGGAGACGGACAGACUGUCUCUGCCUGAGGAGCCCCCCAGCGCCCCACCCCAGAACGUCAUUGCCAGCGGUCGCACCAACCAGUCCAUAAUGAUCCAGUGGCAGCCCCCUCCAGAGAGCCAUCAGAACGGCAUCCUUAGGGGCUACAUCAUCCGAUACUGUCUGGCCGGACUACCUGUGGGCUACCAGUUCAAGAACAUCACCAACCCAGAUGUGACCAACCUGCUGCUGGAAGAUCUCAUCAUCUGGACCAACUACGAGAUCGAGGUGGCAGCUUACAACGGUGCGGGGCUGGGCACCUUCAGCCACAAGGUGACCGAGUGGACACUGCAGGGAGUGCCCACCAUCGCCCCGCCGAACGUACAGGCCGAAGCCGUCAACUCCACCGCCAUCCGCUUCACCUGGACCGCCCCCAGCCCCCAGUUUAUCAACGGCAUCAAUCAGGGCUACAAGCUGUUGGCAUGGGAACCAGGUCAGGAGGAGGAGGUUACCGUGAUGACCGUGCGCCCCAACUUCCAGGACAGCGUCCACGUGGGGUACAUCACUGGCCUCAAGAAGUUCACUGAGUACUUCACGUCCGUGUUGUGCUUCACCACUCCGGGGGACGGCCCCCGUAGCCCGCCGCGGCUCCUCCGCACGCAUGAGGACACACCUGGUGCCGUCGGACACCUGAGCUUCACAGACAUCCUGGACACGUCUCUGAAAGUGAGCUGGCGGGAGCCUCAAGAGAAGAACGGCAUCCUAACUGGUUACCGCAUCUCCUGGGAGGAGUACAACCGCACCAACACACGUGUCACACACUACCUGCCCAACGUCACGCUGGAGUAUCGGGUCACGGGCCUCACCGCACUCACCACCUACACCAUCGAGGUAGCUGGAAUGACCUCCAAGGGCCAGGGCCAGCUGUCCUCUUCCACCAUCUCCUCUGGAGUGCCCCCAGAGCUGCCCGGCCCCCCCACCAACAUGGCCAUCUCCAACAUCGGCCCCCGCUCCGUGACGCUGCAGUUCAAGCCGGGAUACGAUGGGAAGACGUCCAUCUCCCGCUGGGUGAUCGAGGCCCAGAUUGGUGCGAUUGGAGAGAACGAGGACUGGACCAUGGUCCACCAGGUGCCCAAUGAGCCUGAUGCCCGGAGCCUGGAAGUACCUGGGCUCAAUCCCUACACCUUCUACAGGUUUCGAAUGCGGCAGGUCAACAUCGUGGGUACCAGUCCCCCCAGCCAGCCAUCCCGAAAGAUACAGACGCUGCAGGCUCCGCCCGACAUCGCCCCUGCCAACGUCACCCUGCGUACGGCCAGCGAGACGAGCCUGUGGCUCCGAUGGGUGCCCCUGCCGGAGUGGGAGUACAACGGGAACCCAGAGCUCGUUGGAUACCGGGUCCAGUACGCUCGGACCGGCUCGCAAGGCCGACCCCUAACUCACGUCAUCUCUGACCGGCUGGAGCGCGAGUUCACCAUCGAGGACCUGGAGGAGUGGACUGAGUACGAAGUCCGGGUACAGGCGCUCAACGGCAUCGGGGCUGGACCCUGGAGCCAGCCGGUGCGAGGCAGAACGAGGGAGUCCGUCCCUUCCUGCGGCCCGACCAACGUGUCGGCCUUCGCCACCACUUCCAGCAGCAUCCUGGUGCGCUGGCUGGAAGUCCCUGACGCCGAUCGCAACGGCCUCAUCCUGGGGUACAAGGUGGCGUAUAAGGAGAAGGACUCGGACUCGUCGCUCCACUUCUGGACGGUGGAGGGCAACACCAGCCAGAGCGUCCAACUCACGGGCCUCGGAAAGUACGUCCUGUACGAGAUCCAGGUGCUGGCGUUCACCCGCAUCGGCGACGGCGUGCCCAGCACUCCGCCCAUCCUGGAGAGGACCCUGGAUGACGUGCCUGGACCCCCGGUGGGCAUCCUGUUCCCCGAGGUGCGGACCACCUCGGUGCGCCUCAUCUGGCAGAGCCCCGCCCAGCCCAACGGGAUCAUCCUCGCCUAUCAGAUCACAUACCGGCUGAACUCCACCAACAGCAACACGGCCACCGUGGACGUGCUGAACCCCAGCGCGCGCCAAUACACCGUGACGGGUCUGAGGCCCGAGUCCGUCUAUGUGUUUCGCAUCACAGCGCAGACGCGCAAAGGCUGGGGGGAAGCGGCCGAGGCUCUGGUGGUCACCACAGAGAAGAGAGCCCGCCCGCAACCCACGAGCCGUCCCGCGGUGCAGCAGGAGGACGUGCAGGCCCGCAGCGUGCUGUUGUCAUGGGAACCAGGCAGCGACGGCCUCUCGCCCGUGCGCUACUACACGGUCCAGGUCAGGGAGCUGCCGGACAGCAACUGGACGGUCCACUCCGCCUCUGUGAGCCAUGAUGCCACCUCCUACGUCGUGGACAGACUGAAGCCUUUCACCUCCUAUCAGUUCCGAGUGAAGGCCACCAAUGACAUAGGGGACAGCGAGUACAGCGAGGAGAGCGAAGCCAUCACCACGCUGCAGGACGCUCCUGACGAGGCUCCCACAAUCCUCUCGGUGACGCCACACACCACCACCUCGGUACUGAUCCGCUGGCAGCCGCCCCCAGAGGAGCGCAUCAAUGGGAUCCUACUAGGCUUCCGCGUCCGGUACCGGGAGCUGCUGUACGACCGCCUCCGCAGCUUCACUGUCCGCACGGUCAACAGUCCCUCGGCCACCUGGACCGAACUCACCUCCCCCUACAGCGUACGGAACUUGACCGAAUCCUCGCUCACUCAGUACGAACUAGACAACCUAAGCAAGCACAAGCGCUACGAGAUCCGCCUGAGCGUAUACAACGCGGUGGGGGAGGGACCCACCAGCACGCCCCAGGAGGUGUUCGUGGGAGAGGCGGUUCCUACUGCUCCGCCCCAAAACGUUGCCAUCCAAUCAGCAACUGCUACACAGCUGGAUGUGACAUGGGAUCCCCCUCCGCUGGAAACGCAAAAUGGGGACAUCCAGGGCUACAAAAUCUACUAUUGGGAGUUCCAGCGGCGGAAUGAGACAGAGCGGCUCCGUACACUCUUCCUGCCGGAGGGUGGAGUUAAGCUGAAGAACUUGACAGGCUACACCACCUACAUGAUCAGCGUGGCCGCGUUCAAUGCUGCCGGAGAUGGGCCCCGCAGCCCACCUACAAGGGGGCGGACUCAGCAAGCGGCCCCUAGUGCUCCCAGUUUCAUCCACUUCAGUGAGCUCACCACCACCUCGGUCAACGUAUCGUGGGGGGAGCCCCAGUACCCCAACGGCAUCAUCGAGGGCUACCGCUUGGUCUACGAGCCCUGCACACCCGUGGACGGCGUCAGUAAGAUAGUGACAGUAGAUGUGAAAGGAGGCGCCCCCUUCUGGAUGAAAAUCAAAGACCUGGCUGAUGGGGUCACCUACAAUUUCCGCAUCAGAGCCAAGACAUUCACCUAUGGUCCUGAGGUAGAAGCCAACAUCACGACUGGUCCCGGAGAAGGAGCCCCUGGCCCCCCUGGAGAACCCUUCAUCACCCGCUACGGCACGGCCCUCACCAUUCACUGGGCCAGCGGCGACCCCGGGCGAGCACCCAUCACACGCUACGUGAUCGAGGCGAGACCCUCUGACGAGGGCCUCUGGGACAUCCUCAUCAAGGAUAUCCCCAAGGAGGUGACCUCGUACACCUUCAACAUGGAAAUCUUGAAGCAAGGUGUCAGCUACGACUUCAGGGUCAUCGGUGUGAAUGACUAUGGCUAUGGUUCGCCCAGUCCGCCUUCGCCAUCCAUAUCUGCCCAAAAGGUGGCGCCUUUCUACGAGGAGUGGUGGUUCCUGGUGGUGGUGGCCCUGGUGGGGCUCAUCUUCAUCCUCCUUCUGGUAUUCAUCCUCAUCAUCCGAGGACAGAGCAAGAAGUACGCCAAGAAGUCGGAUUCAGGGAAUAAUUCCAACUGCAACGCCCUCACCCAUGGGGAGAUGGUCAGCUUGGACGAGGGGCGCUUCCCUGCCCUGGAGCUGAACAACCGCCGUCUCUCCGUUAAGAACUCCUUCUGCCGCAAGAAUGGCGUGUACACCAGGUCACCUCCGCGUCCCAGCCCCGGAAGCCUCCACUACUCAGAUGAAGACGUCAGCACCAAGUACAACGACCUGAUCCCGGCUGAGAGCAGCAGCCUGACCGAAAAGCCCUCGGAGAUCUCCGACUCGCAGGGCAGCGACAGCGAGUACGAGGUGGAUCAGAACCGCCAGAAGACCCAUUCUUUCGUGAACCACUACAUCAGUGACCCAACCUACUACAACUCGUGGCGCCGUCAGCAGAAGGGCAUCUCCCGAGCGCAGGCCUACAGCUACACGGAGUCCGACUCGGGCGAGCCGGAACACGCCAACGCGCCUCCCCCUCUGCCCCCACUGCCCCCGCAGCUCAACCCCGGCUCCCAGAGCCAGGGCCAGGGCAGCCUGUUCAGGCCCAAGGGCAGCCGGACUCCCACCCCCUCGCAGCAGACCUCCAACCCCCCUAGUCAACACAGCACCCUCUACAGGCCGCCCAGCAGCCUGGCGCCCGGAUCGCGGGCUCCCAUCGCAGGCUUUUCCUCCUUCGUUUGACAUGGGUGGAAAAGCAGCGGAAAAACUCGAACCCCAGCGAGCAUCUAGAUGCAAAAUAUCGACGAAUCCCGAUUCACAAGUUCUGUGUCGAUGGCUUUCUUUGUCUUUUUUUGCAGGUUUUUAUUAUUUCAGGCGAGAGUAAGAAGUGCAGCGGAAACGUUCCGAUUCUUUAGCGCCGUUCUUCUGCGUGAGCGCGUGCUUGUGUGAACACGUGUUUUCUGACAAACA
Messenger RNA from Scleropages formosus (Asian bonytongue), 6660 nucleotides. RefSeq names its product sidekick cell adhesion molecule 2b (gene sdk2b). Gene Ontology annotation, cellular component: M band. Gene Ontology annotation, biological process: sarcomere organization. The coding region runs from base 16 to 6432 and encodes 2138 amino acids. NCBI's taxonomy places the organism in Eukaryota, Metazoa, Chordata, Actinopteri, Osteoglossiformes, Osteoglossidae. Gene Ontology annotation, molecular function: protein binding. The record is from RefSeq and is a predicted model, not a curated record. The transcript is spliced from 44 exons.